Molecule: messenger RNA, 2062 nt
Organism: Vespula pensylvanica (western yellowjacket)
Lineage: Eukaryota; Metazoa; Arthropoda; Insecta; Hymenoptera; Vespidae
Product: fatty-acid amide hydrolase 2-A-like
Exons: 12
Coding region: 96-1748 (550 amino acids)
Source: RefSeq, a predicted model, not a curated record
GUCAGUUUAGUAUUAUGUCGGCAUUCAAAAUAAGUUAACACGAGAUUGAAUUAUCGGUUUAUAGAUGCUGUGAUAAAAAGAACUUAUAGAAAAAAAUGAAUAUCUUAGCAAUGAUAUAUUCCUUCUUCUUGUUUGAUUUUACUUUUGAUUAUUGGACUAUCUUCUAUUUCUUAUUAAAAUGUAUUUUAAGAACAAUGAUGUUAAUGUUGAGUUUUAUAAUGUAUCCAAUUAUUAGGAUACGACUUAAAAAACGUCAGUAUUGUCCUCCUUUGUCAAACAAAAUAUUCUUUUGGACGGCUACUGAUAUUGCAAGAAAAAUUCGUACGAAACAGAUCACCAGUGAGGAAGUAGUUUCAACAUUUAUUGCUCGUUGUAAGGAGGUCAAUCCUAUAUUGAAUGCCAUUGUCGAGGACAAUUAUGAAAAUGCGUUAAAAGAAGCUCGCACUGUCGAUUAUUUUCUAAAUACAACUACGCAAUCUAUAGAGUCUAUCGCACAAGAUAUGCCAUUACUUGGAGUUCCCAUAACAAUUAAAGCUAGUAUCGCUGUAAAAGAUUUUAGUAUCGCAGUAGGAGUGACAAGCGAAAAACAUACAAAGGCCAAAAAAGAUGCACUCGUUGUAAAAAAUGUUCGUCAAGCCGGUGGCAUUAUUUUGUUAACGAGUAAUACACCAGAAUUAUGCAUGUCCUGGGAAACGGUUAACAACAUCAUUGGUAGAACAUCAAAUCCGUAUGACACAAGAAGAACAUCUGGUGGUUCAACGGGUGGCGAGGCUGCACUUAUAGGCAGUGGUGCUUCUUUGAUGGGUUUGGCAUCUGAUGUUGCAGGAUCGGUAAGAUUGCCUGCCAUGUUUUGUGGUGUUUUUGGUCACAAACCAACGCCAUAUUGGGUUUCAUGCGAUGGUCACAGACCAAUAAGUACAAAUAAAAAAUGGAAUGAUACUUUUACUAUUGGUGUGAUGACGAGAUACGCUAUCGAUAUUCCUUUAAUUUUAAGAAGUAUUACAACAUCUCAGGAAUGUAAAGAAUGUCUUAAUCGUGAGGUGGAUAUUAGAGAAAUCACGAUUUUUUAUUUCGAUGACGAAUACUGUAAAAUAUUAAGUUCACCCAUUGAUAAGGAAAUCAAACUUGCCAUCAAUAACUUGACCAAUCAUUUGAAAUCGACUUACAGAUGUCAAGUUCAAAAAAUAGAAUUAAAAAAUUUGAAAUACGCGAUGGAAAUAGGAAGCAUUACUCCUUUUGAAUUAAAUAAAGCGGAGACGAUUUUUAAUUUGAACGAUGGAACAAAACCAUGGAAAAGCGUAUUUCUUGUUACAUUGCAACGCUUAUUUAAUCUUAAUACUCACACAUGGGGAUCUAUAUUAUAUGGAAUUCUUGUGAGAUUCUUAGAAAAAUUACCAGCGUCGUAUCAUGAAAAUAUUUUGCAAAAGCGUACUUUACUUAAGAAAGAACUUAAACAACUUUUACAUCACAAUGCUGUUUUGAUUUAUCCAACCUUUAAUGCAAGUGCACAUUAUCAUUCGGAAAUAUAUUACAAGCUUUUAAAUAUAGCUUAUAUGAAUAUUUUUAAUUCGUUGAGUCUUCCUGUCACGCAAUGUCCUAUGGGAUUAAAUAGAAAGGGUUUACCUAUAGGUUUACAGAUAAUCGCUAAUGAUUCUUGCGAUCAUUUAACAAUUGCAUUGGCUAAGGAGAUCGAGAAAAAAUUUGGUGGUUGGCAAGUACCACCUAGUAAUAUUAAUAUAGCUACUUAAUUAACAUAGGUUUUCAUUUUAUAUUAGUCAAUUAAUUGGUCUGUUCUCUUAAUAAAUUUUAGAUGAUUGAUUUGAUGUUUGGAGAGUCAUGUUUUUAUGAUAUUAUACAAAUGAAUUUGUAUAUCAAAUUGAAAAUCCUCAAUAUAGAAACGAUAAAAGUAAAAAAAUAAAAAAAUGUGUGUGUGUGUGUGUGUGUAUAUAAAUUUAGUUUAUAAGAUUGUACAGACUAUUGUAGUAAAAGCAAUUAUUUAUAAUAUUAUUCUUUUUAUAUUUUUUUUCUCAUGGAAUAUCACAAUAAAUAGCAGUAAAGAAUA